Rhododendron vialii is the source of this 1825-nucleotide messenger RNA. RefSeq names its product dnaJ protein homolog. Gene Ontology annotation, molecular function: ATP binding; Hsp70 protein binding. Gene Ontology annotation, cellular component: cytosol; cytoplasm. The coding region runs from base 289 to 1551 and encodes 420 amino acids. Gene Ontology annotation, biological process: protein refolding; response to heat. The record is from RefSeq and is a predicted model, not a curated record. Lineage: Eukaryota; Viridiplantae; Streptophyta; Magnoliopsida; Ericales; Ericaceae. The transcript is spliced from 7 exons.
ACCUCCUUUUAGAAACCCAAAAAAUCCAACGGUGGCGAUCUCACAGAAGACCAAGAAAACCAACCCAAGAAUUCUAGAAUCUUCCUCUCCCUAUAAAUAAUCGUCCACCACCACCACCCUCCAAUCUCCACCGUCCAAUUCCUCUCUCCCCUUAAAACACAGAUCCUAGACCAAACCAAACCCUCUCUCUCAAACCACCCAAGUCCACACAACAUUCCUCCGAAUUCCCAAUCCCUCCUUUCUCUCUCUCUCCCUCUCCCCUAGGGUUCCAUCAUCGGUUGAUUAAAGAUGUUUGGGAGAGCGCCGAAGAAGAGCGAUAACAGCAAAUACUAUGAAAUUCUCGGGGUUUCGAAGAGCGCUUCGCAGGACGAUCUGAAGAAGGCUUAUCGGAAGGCCGCUAUCAAGAACCACCCCGACAAGGGCGGUGAUCCUGAAAAGUUUAAAGAGCUGGCCCAAGCUUAUGAGGUCUUGAGUGACCCAGAGAAGCGCGAGAUUUAUGAUCAAUAUGGUGAGGAUGCUCUCAAGGAAGGAAUGGGUGGUGGAGGAGGUGGGCAUGACCCAUUUGACAUCUUCCAGUCAUUCUUUGGAGGUGGUAGCCCUUUUGGUGGUGGUGGUGGAAGCAGCAGAGGCCGAAGGCAAAGAAGGGGAGAGGAUGUGGUCCAUCCCCUCAAGGUUUCUCUUGAUGAUCUGUACAAUGGGACAUCCAAGAAGCUAUCUCUCUCACGCAAUGUAAUCUGCUCCAAGUGCAAGGGUAAAGGAUCUAAGUCGGGUGCUUCCAUGAAGUGUGCUGGGUGUCAAGGGUCUGGAAUGAAAGUUUCUAUCCGACAUCUUGGCCCAUCUAUGAUCCAGCAGAUGCAACAUCCUUGCAAUGAGUGUAAAGGUACUGGUGAAACCAUCAAUGACAAGGAUCGCUGCCCACAGUGCAAGGGUGAUAAGGUCGUUGGGGAGAAGAAAGUUUUGGAAGUUGGUGUGGAGAAGGGAAUGCAGAAUGGACAGAGGAUCACAUUCCCUGGGGAGGCUGAUGAAGCACCUGAUACGGUUACUGGGGAUAUAGUCUUUGUCCUACAACAGAAAGAGCACCCGAAGUUUAAGCGGAAGGGAGAUGAUCUUUUUGUCGAACACACCUUGACACUUACUGAGGCACUCUGUGGCUUCCAGUUUAUUCUUACCCAUCUCGAUAAUAGGCAGCUUCUCAUUAAAUCCCAACCCGGAGAAGUUGUCAAGCCUGACCAAUUCAAGGCAAUUAAUGAUGAGGGGAUGCCAAUGUAUCAGAAGCCCUUUAUGCGGGGGAAACUGUAUAUCCACUUCACAGUGGAUUUCCCAGAGUCCCUCGCACCUGAUCAGUGCAAGGCUCUUGAAGCUGUGCUGCCUUCAAGGCCCCUGAUGCAGGCGAGCCAAAUGGAGGUAGACGAAUGCGAGGAGACCACUCUGCAUGACGUCAACAUUGAGGAGGAGAUGCGUCGGAAGCAGCAACAGGCCCAAGAGGCGUAUGAUGAGGACGAAGACAUGCAUGGCGGGGGUGCCCAGAGGGUUCAAUGUGCUCAGCAGUGAUAAAAGUUUCAUUUGACAAGUGCUCGCUAGGAAAGAGUAACUGGUUCAUGGGAAGAGCAUGGAGGUGAGACUUCUGUUUGUUCCUAGAUUUAUCAAGACUUGAUAACAUUCUUUGGAAUGUUAUGUUAUAGCAUUUAGAAUAUGUAGUCUAUGGAUUUGGAAUUUUAUUAUGUGAGUGAACUGAUAAUGUAUGCAAGGUGGUCCUUGACUAGUUGCAGAAACAAAUCAAAUUAUUGCUAUCACAAUUUGUGGUGCUAUUGUGCUUUUACAUGAA